UUUUUUUUUCAUAGCUGAAGUUAAUCAUGUAAUUUUAUUUUUUUGUCGAUAUUGCUUGGUUUAAAUUUCUUAAGUAAAAUGAGUUGACGGAGAGCAGGGCAAACAAUGGUAUUGAGCAGCAGCAGCACGAUGAAGAGAUUCUCAGGGAAGGUGGCGGUGGUGACGGCGUCGACGCAGGGGAUAGGCUUUGCCAUUGCACUUCGCCUGGGGAUGGAGGGCGCCUCUGUUGUUGUCUCCUCUCGCAAGCCCACCAAUGUCGACAACGCCGUUCAACAGCUCGCAGAUCAUGGCAUUACCGAUGUUCUCGGCGUCCCGUGCCAUGUAUCCGACGCACAACAAAGGAAACGGCUCAUCCAGUCCACUUUAGAUAAAUAUGGUCACAUAGACAUUCUAGUUUCAAAUGCAGCUGCUAAUCCAACUGUGGAUCCCAUUCUAGAGAUACCAGAGCCCGUUCUUGAUAAACUUUGGGAGAUUAACGUUAAAGCCACUGUUCUUCUUGUUCAGGAGGCUGUUCCUCACAUGCCAAGAGGGUCAUCAAUUACAAUGAUUUCAUCUAUUGCUGCUUACCAACCACAAGCAACCAUGACCAUGUAUGGGGUUACAAAAACUGCUCUUCUAGGGCUUACAAAGGCUCUUGCUGCUGAACUGGCACCAGAUAUACGAGUUAAUACUGUAGCUCCUGGCUUUGUACCUACACACUUUGCUGACUUUCUUGUUCGCAAUGAAGACAUCAAAAAGGCGAUUGAAGAGAAAACUUUACUUGGUAGACUGGGUAAAACAAGUGACAUGGCUUCAGCUGUUGCCUUUUUAGCAUCCAGCGAUGCAUCAUACAUAACAGGAGAAACAUUGGUUGUAGCUGGAGGAGUACCAUCAAGGCUCUAAAUUUGAAUUCUUAAUUUUUUGUGGCUUUUUUGCCCAAGUUAUUUAAUGUUAAAAUUAUUGGAAUAUAUUUUACUCCAUAGAUGACAAUUUGGACAAACUUGACAUAUUUAAGGUACAUAGGAACAAAUUUUCCCGAAUUAUGCAAUAAAUUGCUAGCUGCUUUUUCCAUGGAAGCAUUAUUAGUUUAAUACUAUUUUCUGCAGUCAAUAAAUGCGAUUUCAUGUUGUA
This is a messenger RNA of Cryptomeria japonica (Japanese cedar), 1110 nucleotides long. RefSeq names its product tropinone reductase-like 3. NCBI's taxonomy places the organism in Eukaryota, Viridiplantae, Streptophyta, Pinopsida, Cupressales, Cupressaceae. The record is from RefSeq and is a predicted model, not a curated record. The transcript has 5 exons. The coding region runs from base 106 to 882 and encodes 258 amino acids. Gene Ontology annotation, molecular function: oxidoreductase activity.